GUCAACUGUCAAAAGAACUAAAAAUGAUAAAUAUACUACAAUUUGCGCACAUUAAUUCGUCGAGUUAACCAAAAAAAAAGCCAUGCAGUUUACAAACAAAACGAAACCAUGACGACCAGAAACCCGACCACUUUGAUGUCGAUUCCCAACGAAGAAUCCUUCGAUUUUCUCUUCAAAAUCGUCCUAGUAGGCGAAUGCGGCACCGGCAAAACCUGCGUAGUGCAAAGAUUCAAAAACGGCCUGUUCAUCGAACGACACGGCAACACCAUCGGCGUGGAUUUCUCCAUGAAAACCCUACUGGUAGACGGCAAGAAAGUAAAGCUACAAAUUUGGGACACGGCCGGCCAGGAGCGUUUCCGCACCAUCACGCAGAGCUACUAUCGAUCGGCCAACGGCGUCCUGAUCGUCUACGACAUAACGAAACGUUCGAGUUUCCUAUCGGUGGGCAAAUGGGUGGAGGAGGUGAAGCGGUAUUCGGACAAUUCGGUCGCGUUGGCCGUGGUCGGCAACAAGGCCGAUCUGGAGGCCCUCAGAGAGGUGGAGUUCGACGAAGCCGAGGCCUUGUGCCAGUACAUGCCCGACGUGCUGUUUGUGCUCGAAGCCAGCGCCAAAUCGAAUGCCAAUAUCGAUGAGGCUUUCGUCUAUUUGGCGACUGAAUUAAAGAGAAGACACGACAACGGCACGUUAAUCGAAGAUGAAGGCGAGGAAACGAUAAGAUUGGGAGAAAGCAAAACAAUGUCGAAAUGUAGCGCUUGUAUGAAGAAUUCGUUUUGAAUUUAUUUAUAUUAUUUAACGUUAAUUUGGAAAGAAGCUGACGUGGCAAUGUUCCGUGUGAUUUUGGAUUGUAAAACGAAGCUCUCUACUUUAAAAUAAUU
Messenger RNA from Phyllotreta striolata, 875 nucleotides. NCBI's taxonomy places the organism in Eukaryota, Metazoa, Arthropoda, Insecta, Coleoptera, Chrysomelidae. The record is from the annotation of a GenBank genome assembly.